Messenger RNA from Prunus armeniaca (apricot), 630 nucleotides. Lineage: Eukaryota; Viridiplantae; Streptophyta; Magnoliopsida; Rosales; Rosaceae. The record is from the annotation of a GenBank genome assembly.
AUGGAUGUUGAAGAGCACGAUUUUGGCGAAAAGUCUGAAAACUUGGGGAUGAAUAAACAAUUCAACGAUUUGGUAAAGAAGGCUUUGGGGGUUAAUGGGUCGUUAGUGGGGGAUAUUUUGCAUGAAGAUGUGAUGAGCAAGUUUUGGUUUCAAGGGCUGGUCAGCAACCUCUUUGCCCAUUUUCCAAACUUUCUGGUUGAACUAAUAUUUGAGAAAGAGGGAGACUUACAGCUAUUGAGGAGCGUGAGCCAAAGCAGAUUUGAAGGUGGGCAAAGAGGUUGCUGGGGAGAUGAAUAUUCUGGUUGUAGUAACGUGGACUUUGAACAAAUAGUGGAUUGUACUAGUGAAUUUACCACGAAUGAGAUAUUUAACAGUAUAGAAGAAUUAAUACGAUGGGCUCGUGAAGUUGGAAGGGCGAAUGGUUUUGUUAUUGUGACCUUAAGAUCUGAUCAAGGUGGAAAAGGAAAUAAGAAGCCAAGAGUUACUUUGGGUUGUGAGAGGUAUAGAGAAUAUAGAAAGCAAAUUCCCAAAAAAGAUAUAAAAGAUGAGGAUAGAAGACAUGCAGGAUCGAAAAAGUGUGGAUGCCCUUUUCAAUUAAAGGGUAAAAAGCUAGAAAUAGAUGAUCAUUAG